Topomyia yanbarensis is the source of this 4768-nucleotide messenger RNA. RefSeq names its product large proline-rich protein BAG6. Gene Ontology annotation, cellular component: BAT3 complex. The transcript is spliced from 13 exons. The coding region runs from base 387 to 4166 and encodes 1259 amino acids. Lineage: Eukaryota; Metazoa; Arthropoda; Insecta; Diptera; Culicidae. The record is from RefSeq and is a predicted model, not a curated record. Gene Ontology annotation, molecular function: polyubiquitin modification-dependent protein binding; misfolded protein binding.
AAAAUCAAUGAUGACGGACGUGUGAAGUGAAGACGAAGCAGUCGAGUCCGUCAGUUGAAAAGAUUUUGCUAGUUUAAAGUCCGAUUUCCAGUGAAUUUUAUCGUUCGAUUCGUGCAAAAUACGCUGAUAAAGUUGCACUUUGAUUCAGAAGUUAAAUAUUCACAAAGAUUUUGGGUUUUAACUACUAUUUGGAGCCAUUGGGUGCUAAUUCUCGUAAGCUACUAUUUUUCGCGUAUUGCUUCUGGAAUGAUUAUCGACGGUGAUCGAUAGUGGUGCUGAUUAAAUACAAGGAAAAAAAUACGUUUUGCUGAUAAAAGUUGCCCUAUUCCUGGAGCGGAUACAUAUUAUUUAGCCUUUACAAGUGAAGGCGUUGCAAGCUCGCCGAAAUGAUAAACCUGAAGGUGAAGACGCUUGAUUCUCAGAAUCAUGAUUUCAGCGUGGAGGAUGAUAUCACUGUGCGCCAGUUCAAAGAACAAAUAGCAGAAAAGAUAAAUGUUGGUGUGGAAAUGCAACGUUUAAUCUACUGUGGUCGAGUGUUGAGCGAUGACAAGGCUCUCAAGGAAUAUGAUGUCAACGGAAAAGUCGUCCAUCUCGUCCAGAGAGCUCCACCCUCGGCACGGGGAAAUAGUUCCACUGGAGGGGGCUCCAACGACGAAGGGACAAGAUCCUCGGCUCGACGUUCCCGCAGUAGUGACAACGCCGCUCGUCCACAAAUAUUCCGUGGCUUGGAUGAUUUCAACACCAUGUAUUUCGGUUCGAUGACUUCUAUUCCAUUGAAUGUUAAUGCUACGACUCCUCCACAAAUUCCAACAGUGAGUCCAUCAUCAACACUGUGCAUGAAUCGCAUUACUGUCGCUCGUCAUAUGCUUCAGUGUGCCGAUAAUAUUGUCAACUACUUGGAAACCCCGGAAAGGGGUUUAAACAACACCGCGAUGGAUAUUCUAUCUCAGCAAACAAUGGAGUCUACCGUGUUCGAAGUGGGCAUUAGUACAGUCGGAGACGUAGACAUUCCACACAAUCAGAUGCAAAACUUCGUCCAAGCUUUUCAGGGUGCUGUUUCUGCUGCUUUUCGUCAAAAUGGAAUAUCUAACGUGACUGUUCAACAGCAGGAUACGCUGAAUCCUUCGGUGCAGGUCUUCGGAACUAUACCAGAUUCUGCUAUCAUUACACCUCCUAAUACCAGUGCUACAGCUACACCAGCACAGGAAAGUUCCGGUGCUUCAUCGGGAAGUUCUUCGACAUCUUCAAGCACCUCGGAAUCCAGUGCUGAUUCCCGGAGACAGGCUCGCCCAGAUUCUUCGCGUAAUCAAACUACCAGCACUCAAACGCUGGCGGAGGUAGUGCAACAAAUGCGAAACGUGCAGCGCAGAAUGGAACCUUUCAUGCAGCAAUACUACGAAAUUUUGCAGAAUGACCCGACCUACGAGGAAGGAGACUCAAUCGCUCGAGAAAACGCCCAGCGCGUAUUUGAUCGCAUAUCUGAAGCACUACAUUAUAUGUCCCAUGCCCAGCAUGCAGUUAGCGACUUAAUGUUGGAUUUGCAAACGACAACGCCCCGCCAUCUGUGCUGUCGACCGAUUUUGGUUGAGCAGUCCGCAUUCGUAAGUUCGGGAAUUGCUGCCGUUCCGAAUAACAUCAAUCUAGCAAACUUACUACGAGCAACUAAUAACAAUAACAACCCUGAGAUGGGAAACAACAAUAUUAAUGCACAGAUCAUCAACUUGUCGAUUCCCGGAAUCCCUACUCCAGUAGUCAACGGUCCAGCAGUGAUGCAGCCCCUGAACCCGAUCGGUUCUCAAAACAGACCAGCUGGCGCUUCGGCAUCAACUACUGGAACGGGUACAUCAGCGAUACCAAUCAUAACUGCCACUCCUGGAUCCGGCAAUUCUACCCCGCAAAGUCAAAUCCAACAACAACAAGGUCAGUUUGCUAGACCAUCUCUAGCCAAUCUUCCCGACGAUGUUGUCACUCGUGUAUAUAUACCCCUGUACGACCCUUCGACCGUUAGACGAAUGCAGAACAUCCUUCAGACGAUGGGACCUUCAGAAAGUUCAGCUACGAGAGCUGCACCUACCGCUCGAAACAAUAGUACGAACACCGCUGGACAGUCGGUGAACGAUGACUCGAUGACUGCAUCCUCCAAUUCCUCUUCUUCCACCAAUUCGCGGACGACCAGUGAGUCUGACUCCGUUAGCACGGGCUCUCCCGAACGAUUAGCGAACUCUAACAACGCCAACAAUAAUGCUCAGAUGCAGGUGGCUCGAUUGUUUCAGGCUGUUGUAAAUGCUGCUCCGAUCCAUGCCGAUAUUCACGUACAGAUAAACGCCGGUGGCAAUCCUCCGGCAUCAGCAGCGCACGGAGCUGCCACUACCAAUAGUAAUAGUACCACUACCAAUAGCUCGGGUGGAGGUCCGCAAGCAAAUCCAACGAUGACCAAUAACACAUCAACCAACGUCAAUCGAGGCAGUAACGACAGUGGAGCACAAUCGCGUUUUGCCACGGUUACCCUUCCGACUACUUCCACUCAGACGCGAUCGACGUCGAGACCGCACGUUCAUAGCAUCCCGCCGACGCAUGUGCGCAAUGUGAGACCCAUUCCGGCAAACAUGCUUUCCUCGUUCGAUAGGUUCCUUCCAUGCAACAGCCAUCAUAUCCGUGAGAACUCUGAUCGUGCAGCUUCGGAACCAACAACGGCUAGAAACAGUGCGGCCAACAGUAACAAUAAUAGUAGUAGAACCACUCCAACUUCAGUAGCUAGUCAGGCCAGUGCACCACCUUCAGAGAUUCUUACGUCGCUACCGUUCAAUUUAUUCGGUAGCCAGUUUACGUUAGCCGACUUCGAACAAAUUGUUCCCAAUCCAAACACAUUGAACCGGGUACGCGAUUCUCUACAGGCAUACGUCGUUGAAACAUUGUUCAGCGGACAAGCCAUUAGCGAAGCUGCUAUGCAAGAUGCCAUCAAUUUACUAAUCCAACGACUCGAGCCAAUUCUUUCACGCGUUUCUACCUAUGACCUUCCGGACUAUGACACGCGAGCUUCGAUUGAGAACCUGAUCCGCAGCUCCGUACCGUUCUGCAUUAAUUUGAUACGGGAAGACAGUUCGCAACAGUUUGGAGUUCGUUUGCUGCGCUUCCUAAUAUCCUUCGUCCGUCGUUUCUUCAUGAUUCUGGUUACCUGCGCCGGACCUGCAAAUGCACAGGCUUUCUCCGGAGAGUUAUUAAAUAUGGCAAUUUUCAGCACUCAGGAUGUACCCACUAUGAGCCCGGAUCUGUUGCACCUGUUUUUGCCUGCCAUUCAUCGGCAAUUGGAACGUUCAAGCCGACACGACCAACAAGAUAUUCAGGAAUUUUUGGUUGUCAGAAGACCCGCGCCUGGUCAGAGUCAAACACGCAACCGUAUCCCAAGUCCUAUGGACGUGGAUGAUACGGAGUCCACGACUACGCCGGAGCUUGUGUCUGACAUUGCUGAAAUAUCAAUUUCUAUUGAACCUCCAAUCGUCAAUAUUGAUCAAUGUGCAGCAAUUGUGAUUUCCGCGGCUCCGGCACCAUCAUCGGCGGUACCAUCGGUAACACUCCCAACGCCGUCUGUUGUUGCAGAUCCUUGCGAAGACGUGACAAUGACGAUCCCGAUGGCAGCAAGAAAUCCUCAGGUACCUCCGCCACCCACACGGACGGAUGACGAAGAAGUUCUACCGUCGGUAGUGGUGGGUUCUGAGCCAUGGCAUACACACUUGCCGUCCACUUGGGUGCCGGUAAUCUCGCAUGACAUCGUUCGACAGAGACGACAGAUGCAGCAAGGCCCUUACUCCGACGCGUACAUAUCCGGUAUGUCUUCGAAACGUCGCAAAUUGAUAGCAGAAACCAAACCUCCUGCGGAUAUUCCGUCACUGAUAGCGACCGGCGUGCGACAGGCUUUCCACAGCACCGGCGUCAAUCCGACUAGUUUCGGAAGUAGUAGUAAUCCCAGUAGCGCUGGUACAAGCAACACCGUCGCAAACGGCGGCACUGUUACACUGGACGAACUAGCCAAUACGAUAUCGGAUGAUCCAACACUGCAGAGUUCGUACUGUGAAGCGAUGAGAACUAGCAUACGAGAACGUUUAGCUAAAGAUCCCGACUACGAUGCGAAGCGAUUUCCAAACUGUUCAAAAUAUUUCGAAAAGUAGUAAAAUUUUACGGGACGUUGGGAUAAAGCAGGGAGAGAAGGUAAGCAUUGUUUGCGUUAGGUUUUAAAUGUCUGGCACAGAUGGCUUGUGAAAGUCUCUAAACAAGAAAACUGGAACAAAUGGUGCGUCACGAUGGCAAUUGUAGCUGCUGGAGUAGUGUUUUUAAAUUUGAUGUGGACAAUAGCGCAGCCUGAAGCUGGAGGUUUUAGACAUUAAAAUGGUAGAAUAAUAUGAUAAUUGGAGACGUGGCACUUCAAGCUAGACACAACACGUUUGAUUAAUCACAAUCAUGAAACAAAUUACCGAACGGAAAACCAAGCUUCACCAAUUGCGACAAGGAUUCGAGGGAAUUGGCAUAUAUUUUGUUAUUACUUAAAAUUGUUUUCGUGCAUAUUGUAUUCCUAUAAAUCGUUUAAUAAAAUUCACAGAAAUAAGGCACUGCUAUCAGACUAGACGGUUCCAAACAAAAAAAAACACAAAAUUUGAGCCUGCGUAAAUGUAAAUUGCUGGUUGAAAAAUCAUUGCCAAUUUUGACCGCUGAUUAGUACAGGCAAAUUUGCUACCAAUCACACAGGAGUAUAAAUAUAUUCUUUUGCAAAAUA